CGCGCCGGCCGGGGCACUGCUGAGCGAACUGAAAAUGUCUGAAGACGCAUCUGAUGGCACCCCACCUGAAGAAAAACCUGAAGUAAUGGAGAUGCCCAGCAAUGAGGUAUUGCCUCAUGAAUCAGUACCACACCUCGUAGAAGCUGAGAUCUUGCAUGAGUCUUCACAAGAUCAACAUGGACAGGUCACUCAGAAUGUUAGUAAUGGAAAGGAAGGAGACACAGUCAUUAAUGAAAACCCUUUGACUGAAAAUCUCGUUGAAAGCCUGCCUUGCAGCCUGCCUUCCAGUGAAGACACAACUGAAGACAAGCCCACCGAGUGCAUUGAAACUGUAAGCCUUGAUACAGAACCUGAAUUGGAAGAAACACUGCAUGAGCAAAGCAAUCCAGCUGCAGACUCCUCAUCUAAAGCAAGUAGAUGGGGAGCUUGGGGUACCUGGGGAAAGUCUCUCCUGUCAUCAGCUUCUGCCACAGUGGGUCAUGGGAUAACAGCAGUAAAGGAAAAAGCAGGAACUACCCUAAGAAUUCACAGUGGAAGUUCAGCCUCUCUGGAAACAGCGGAGCCUCCUGCAGCUGAAACACCAGUUACUCAAGCAGAAGAUUCUCUGGCCCAAAGCUCUUCUGAGAAUAUUCCUUCUUCUCCUUCAUCUGGAUCUCGUGGCAUGCUGUCAGCUAUCACUAGUGCUGUACAAAACACAGGGAAAAGUGUAUUAUCUGGAGGCUUAGAUGCUUUGGAAUUUAUUGGGAAGACAACCAUGAAUGUCCUUGCAGAAAGUGAUCCUGGAUUUAAGAGAACCAAAACACUGAUGGCACGAACAGUCUCACUCUCUCAGCUGUUGCGAGAAGCCAAAGAAAAAGAGAAACAGAGGCGGGCCCAGCAAGUUACAGUAGAAAGAACAGCACAUUAUGGACUACUUUUUGAUGAAUUCCAAGGUUUGUCUCAUCUUGAAGCUCUGGAAAUCCUGUCAAAUGAAAGUGAAGCUCAGAUUCAGUCACAUUUAGCAACACUUGAUGGAGAGCAGUUGGAGACUGUGAAAAAUGAUUUAAUUGCUAUAAAAGAGAUCUUUGUUCCAAAGGAAUUAGAUGAUGAAGUGGUGCAGGCGCAAAAAGCAGAUACAGGAGAAGAGUUUGUCAGCAUGCUCACAGAACUGCUCUUUGAAUUGCAUGUUGCUGCUACUCCUGACAAGCUAAAUAAGGCUAGGAAAAAAGCUCAUGAAUGGCUGGAAGAAGCCAGUUUGUCCACCCCAGUAGACAUAGAAGAGGAGCUAAAUGAAAAACCUGAAGAACCUGGUGAAGAAAAGACUCAAACAGACAAUAAAAUUGAGAAUGAUAAAACAGAAGUAGACAAAAGCAAAACUGUGGAGGAAAUCUACAUGCUGUCCAUUGAAAGUCUGGCUGAGGUAACUGCUCGUUGUAUUGAACAGCUUCAUAAAGUAGCAGAAUUAAUUCUACAUGGGCAAGAAGUAGAAAAAACAGCUCAAGAUCAAGCAAAAGUACUGACAAAUUUAACAAGUGCCAUGUGCAAUGAAGUUUCAUCUUUAUCAAAGAAGUUUUCUGAUUCUGUAACAGCAGCUGGGAGUAAUAUGAAGGCAGAGGUUCUUAACCCCAUUAUUAACAGUGUGCUAUUAGAGGGCUGCAACAGUACUACUUAUAUCCAGGAUGCUUUCCAGUUACUGCUUCCAGUUCUGCAGAUUUCUCAUAUCCAGAGCAGUUGUUCCAAAGCCCAGGAGUUGUCAUCUUGAGAGCAACCACAGACCCGAAGUGUUGAGCUGUGCCAAGAGAAGGGCUGGUACAGAUGUCUGGCCACUAGAGUUCUUUGAAGACACUAAAUGCGGUUUUGCACACACAGUACUGAACAUUUUAGAACUCUUUCAGACUUUAAGACUUUAGAAGUAGUUAGUAAAGUGAGUCAUUUCUUUUCCAGUGCAGUUCAUGCUUUGCAUUAAUUUAAACAGAAGUUUAUUGAUAUUAGCAUUGACUUAAAUACGGAUUCUAAAUGUUGACCCUUUCACUUGUAAACAAUGUAUGAAACAAAUUGGAAUGUAAAGUUUCUUAAAACAUUUUACUUCAGAUUACCAUUUAUAUUGUUUGCAUUGUAACUGCAGUUUAAACACUAUAUUUCAGAAGAUGGUUUCAGUAUUUAAUUUUUGCCAACAUGAACAAAUUAUCAAAGUGUUGAGUUUGUUAAGUAUUAUUUCCAGUAGCAAAUAAUAACAUCAUAUUAAUUUGUACCACUAACAUAACACUUUGUAUUGAAGGAGUUGAACAGCAAUAGGUAUUAACUUUACUAAGUGAAAAUUAUGGAGGUUAUGCAUAAAGAAUUAAACUGAAAAGAAAUUUUCUGAGCCAGUUAAGAUUACGGGUAUAGCUCUGUAUUUGCUGACCCAUAAGUUUAUAUUAAUUUAGGUCCAUUUCAUCAUUUCCAUGGCUGAACA
Melozone crissalis (California towhee) is the source of this 2434-nucleotide messenger RNA. It is a transcript of the gene FAM114A1, whose product is annotated as family with sequence similarity 114 member A1. The record is from RefSeq and is a predicted model, not a curated record. NCBI's taxonomy places the organism in Eukaryota, Metazoa, Chordata, Aves, Passeriformes, Passerellidae. The transcript has 14 exons. The coding region runs from base 35 to 1741 and encodes 568 amino acids.